This is a messenger RNA of Ictalurus punctatus (channel catfish), 2298 nucleotides long. It is a transcript of the gene stk17a, whose product is annotated as serine/threonine kinase 17a. Bases 395 to 1603 code for a protein of 402 amino acids. NCBI's taxonomy places the organism in Eukaryota, Metazoa, Chordata, Actinopteri, Siluriformes, Ictaluridae. The record is from RefSeq and is a predicted model, not a curated record. Gene Ontology annotation, cellular component: nucleus. Gene Ontology annotation, molecular function: ATP binding; protein serine/threonine kinase activity. The transcript has 7 exons. Gene Ontology annotation, biological process: positive regulation of apoptotic process; intracellular signal transduction; protein phosphorylation.
UCAAUCAGGGCUGUUACCACGCGACGGAAAUCAAAGUGUCUUUGCAGCAGAGAGAGAGAGAGAGAGAGAGAGAGAGAGAGAGAGAACUGCUACAACACACCACUCAUCACCGUGCAGUGGAUACACAUACACUCACUUCACGACCAAGAUGAAAGUUUUGGAGGUCGCUUUGUUGUUACAAAGUUGCAGUUUCAUGUAACUGUUGCUACGUGUUUGACUUAAUUUGGUCUUGGUAAUUCGGUUAGCUAACUACUAACUAACUGUUAAAAACGAACUACCUAGAACAAAGUUCACAAAGUUAGCGCUCUUGUUUUGCACGUCGUUAGAGUUAGCAGCGUUCAGAAGUGUAUUAUCAGGUAAAUUACACUCCAUAGCAGUAAUUUAUUCCGCCGUUAUGAUUCCUGAAUGUCCGUCUCGGACCGUCGAGGCGAGAAACCGCAGCCGGUGGCAUGAAGGCGCUCAGAGUCGCUCCGGUUUACUGUGCGACAUCCACUGUGUGAUCAAGAGAGAGCCGUUUACCGAGCAUUACACUCUCAUCCCGGGGAAAGAGCUGGGCAGGGGGAAGUUUGCAGUGGUGAAGAAGUGUGUCGAGAAGACCACAGGUCAAGAAUAUGCUGCCAAGUUCAUGAGGAAGAGGAGGAAGGGCCAGGACUGCAGAGCGGAGAUCAUUCAUGAGAUCGCUGUGCUGGAGCUGGCAUCAUCCUGCCACCGAGUGGUCAACUUGCACGCAGUCUAUGAGAUGCCCAGUGAGAUGGUGCUUGUUCUAGAGUUUGCUGCUGGUGGAGAGAUCUUCAACCGGUGUGUUGCAGAGAGGGAAGAGGCCUUUAACGAGGAAGAUGUGAAGCGGCUGAUGAGGCAAAUCCUGGAGGGUGUAGCUUUUCUCCAUAAGAACAACGUGGUUCACCUGGAUCUGAAGCCACAGAACAUUCUCCUGACCAGUGACAAUCCUCUCGGGGACAUUAAGAUUGUUGACUUUGGCCUCUCAAGGAUGGUGAGCAGUAAUCAGGAACUCAGAGAGAUCAUGGGAACACCUGAAUAUGUUGCCCCAGAGAUUCUUAAUUAUGAGCCCAUUAGCACAGCCACUGAUAUGUGGAGUAUUGGUGUGCUUGCAUAUGUGAUGCUGACUGGUAUGUCUCCAUUCCUUGGAGCCGAUAAGCAGGAGACCUUUCUCAACAUCUCCCAGAUUAACGUGAGCUACACAGAGGAGGACCUGGAGCAUCUGGACAAGGCGGCCAUUCACUUCAUCAAGUCUUUGCUCAUCAAGGAGCCUGAGGAUCGUGCCACUGCAGAGGAGUGCCUGAAACACCAGUGGCUACAAACACAGGAGACAGAUUCUGCAGAGGAGAAGGGAAAGAACACCGCCUCCUCCAUCCCUGAGCCAGUCAGCACAGCUGUCGCCACUCAGUGCAGUGACGAGGAUGUUGAGGAGGAAAGCAGACUGACGGAGGAGCUCAUCGUCAUGGCAGCCUACACUCUAGGCCAGUGCAGGCAGUCCUCAGACAAGGAGAGCCUGACCCCAGAGCAGAAGGCCAUCUCAAAGCGCUUCAAAUACGAAGAGCCCUUCCCAGGCCUGCAGGAGGUGCCGGGGGAAUUCAUCUUCUAAACCCCACAAUGGCCAGCCAGCCACUAAGCUCCAACUAACGCUGCACUUCUGACAAGUCUUUUGCUUGUGUUUUUUGUCUUCUUCUCAUCUUUUAAUCCACUUGUUUAAGCCAAACCGUAUUGUUGUUUUUUAUUUUUUUAAUGUUACAUUUUUCUAGGUUUUUUUGCUGUUUUAUGUUUAUGGGAUUAUAUUAUAAAAGACUAAGCCUUUGUAUGGUACUUAGUUGCUCUCUUUUGCGUGGUGUUUUCCCCCCUGCAUGUGCCAUGUUUGUUGCUCUGUGACAAUGCAGGCCAUCAGAUCCCUCUUCUAUACAUCUCCUAUUCCUUGUUUUCCCUUGGUUCCUUUUUCCAUUUCAUUACUACUUUGCCAUUUUGGUAAACAUGUGCGUUGGUUGUGCAGGAGGAGAGCAGGGCUGGUGAAAUUAUAUGUAAAUUAAACUAAUUUUAAUUAUGAGUUAUGUCUGUACUUUUAAAAAGCCAUGUUGUCUGUUCAGUUCCUGACUUGUUCAUGUCCAACCAUUCAUAGGGAAAUAUUCUCUAGAAAUGGCAGUUUCGCCCAUGACACAGUGUAUAUUAUUGCCUUUUUAAAUGUCCGUUCGUUAUGAAUUGGUCCGUGUAAAGAGUGCAUCUUUUGAAUGACAACACUUUUCACAGUGAUUGUCCUGAUCUUGUAAAUAAAAGUUCCUCGUUGAAGAA